AAUUUCCCUGGCCAGAGCCUUUCCCGCCAACCAUGCAUAAAAGGGGCUUGUAGAUGCCGGAGAGCCACAGAGCCAGGACAGCAGCCCCUCGCCGCCAGCUCUUGCACUCCAGGCUCCGCCGCGAUCUUCCAGCUAGUCCCAUGGCCCGCACAGCACCCGCCGUCCCCAGCGCUCCGCGGCUGGUCUGGGUGGCGCUGCCAUUGCUGCUACUGGUGGCCUCCGGCCGGCGCGCAGCAGGGGCGCCCGUGGUCACUGAACUGCGCUGCCAGUGUUUGCAGACGGUGCAAGGAAUUCACCUGAAGAACAUUCAAAGCGUGAAGGUGACGCCUUCGGGACCUCACUGCGCCCAGAUCGAAGUCUUAGCCACUCUCAAGAACGGACAGGAAGCUUGUCUCAACCCUGAAGCCCCCGUGGUUAAGAAAAUCAUCCAUAAGAUGCUGAACAAUGGCAAUUCCAGCUGACUGGGAAAAGGAGGCAGUUCCUUGCUGAUCGUUCCUGAGACAGGACCUGACUUCAUAUGAAAAGGAGAUGAAAAGAGAGCUCCUGAGGCCACCCAGAGUGACCUUAGUGUGCUUAAGCAUGUCUUCUGAGAGUUCUUCUGUUUAUUUGUUCUCAAAGGUUCGAGUUUAAUAUUUUAUUUAUAAAAUAAUUAAGGGUAUGAUUAAAUCUACUUGCACAUAACCAUUAUAUUUAUUGUUUAUUUUAUAUCAAGCCCAGAUUAAUUCAAUACUGAUUCUUAUUUAAGCUGGCAUCUGAAAGGAUCCAAGCAAGCAGAAAGUGAGAUCAGUGUCAGUGUAGGAGAAUGUGCAUACACAUCUAUUUUUGUGACUCUUUAAAAGAAUGUUAGUUGUUAUUUAUUGAAAUGGCUUUCCAGUACGUGGUCAACAUUUCUCAUGUUGAAACUUUAUGAACUACAAUGUUCUAAAUAUCCCUUGGACAUUUUAUGUCUUUCUUAUGUAAGGCAUCACGCCUUAUUUAUUGUUAAUAAUGCAAUGUUACUAUGUCUUAGAACAAAGAGGUUUAAAUAUUGAUGUUUUUACAAAGAACAUGAAAAUAAAGGAUUUAAAAAUAAAGAAUGUUUAUUUCCUGGGGGUGGGGAGGGCUAUCUUUACUGGAUUAUCUAAUGAUUUACAUCAGUGUUUCUCAACUUUUUCUUCCUAGGGACUCAAUUUGCUUCACAGAUAAAUCAUGAGUCAUGCCUAAUUUCAUCUGGUGUGAUAGAUCUCACUUCCCUUGGCUCUCAUCUAUUUAAGAAUGUGCUUCUCCAAACUUGUAGGCUACUUUUGAUGUGAGAGUCAUUAAUGUGGACAGAUGGAUGAAUAGUUAUGGAUGGGUAUAGACAUAGAUAUUCUUUAAUGAAGUUGACAAUGAAAUGGUCGUGAAGUUGACUUUUUUUUAUUCUUCAAAACUAUUUGUGUCAUCAGUAGAAGCAGAAAAAGUGAGUGGCUGAGUACUUUACCUGCAAAAAAGAUCUAACUGCGACUCAGGUUCCACUCUCUAACUCUCACAUAUGUAGGAAAUUACCAUCAAUUUAAUGUUCUUCCAAUUCUUUAUACCAAUUACAUGAAACGUGGCUUUAACAUCAGCUCCCACCCUUCCUAGUGAAGUUUAUGUGGAAUCUGUUACAAUGUUUAUCCUGGGAAAACCUUUGGAUAGCUUGGUAUUCAAUGCUGCUGAAGGAUGACAGCAGCAAUCCAGGUUUCCAAGAGACAAAAAUGCCAUGUCUAAAGAGAAAGUGUCUCAAUAAUCUUAAAAAAAAAAAAAAAUCUGUGUCUGAAAGAAAAGAAUUUUCUUUACCUGUGUGAGGUAUGUGUUUAUCUCCAAUUUAGGACUAAUUCAGUAGAUCCUGAACUUAGGUAAACACUUUCAGCAGAGGCAAGAAGGCUGGGCUCAAAGCCUGAACACUUGAGAUCAAGUUCUGGUUUGGCCCAAGUAGCUGGGUAAAUAAAGGCCCCAAGUAGCAGAAACGAUCUCUAUGUGAGUUUUUUUUCCCCCCCAUAUUUAAAAAGUUAAAAAUUUUCUCUUAAUAAGUUCCAGCUAUUAAUUAUGAAUGUGAUAAAAAGGAAUAAAAUUUUUAAACUGCACAGAAAGAAAUAAAUGCAAACCAUUCUAGAAACUCCAUAAAUGCUAGCAUUCACUCCCUAACCCUGAGUUACAGGACAUGGGAAAAUGUUUACAAGUAGGACCCCAAGGGCUCACUAAAGCCACACCUUGCACCUAGGGUCAGACCAUAUCUUCAGCAUUGCCUAGAGCUUGCUGUUCUGACUGCUGUGUUCCUGUCAAUAUGGAACACGGAACACAAGAAGGACGAAAGAGAUGCUUUUAUUCAUGUAGUGGUUAAAGACAGGUUUCAGAAGAUCAGAUAGACUUUAGGGUAAAUUCUAACUAUAUCACUGAGAUCUGGAUCAAGUUUUGUGAUUUCACUCAACUUUAUUUCCCCUUUUAUAAAUGAAGAUAAUAACAGAGUGCACCUUGUGAAGUGUUUCAGGGAGUAAACUUUAUUGAUAACAACAAAAAUCUGCUUCUUGACCUAGGUACCCAGGACAAUGUCAUGGACAUGUCUCAGUUUUAGAUCAAAAUGGGAUGUAAAUUGCAGUUUCCAUGCCAAAUCACCCUAUACCUUCAAAGUGCAAGGCAGUUUCUUAUGGGGAGUGUUAUGGCAGGAAGUGGGACACAAGAGGGUGUGAGGUGGUAGUCCAGGGUGAAGGAAGUAGGAAAAGAAUAUUAUGUAACAUAUCUUCACUUCUUGAGGCCAUCCACAGAAAACAGCAAGGACCAAAGUGGCUGAGGUUUUCUGAGAAAUGCUACCAAAAGAGACAGAGAAGAAGAGGAAGGAAAUAGAACUGAAGCUAUCUGUCAAUGCAAGUCCUUCUUUGUGAGUUCUCCUGAGACGUCUUCUCAGGACUUCCAAAAGUAACUGAAGAGACAUUGGGGGAUGGUGGAGGUAGCAGAUCCCCAUUAGCACAAGGAGGGUCAUCCAGAAAAAGGCAUGACAGUGUUUCUUGUCUCUGGAUACUUAUACAAAUAAUCAGGAAAAAGUCCAGUCCCACGUUCAUCCUUGAUGCCCCGGUCCACAUGGCCUCCAUUCACCAAGGAGAUCAGCAGUCACAGUGUGCAAUGGCUUCUCAGCUUGAGCUCCCUGUUCUUCAAUUUCUCUUCCUGAGGGCUUUGUGUGGGAAGGGGACUUGGCAGAGUCAGCGCGAUUCCCAUUCCAGAAGGCCUGUGAAUUAAUGCCUUCAGAGGAAAAUCCUUGUGGAAGGGCAGAACUUAGUAGAUGAAGAGUCUAUUUUCCCAGUUCCUUGAUAGGACAAUGCUAGAAAUUUCUUUCUUUUAUAUCUCUAUAUGUAUGUAUAUGU
Molecule: messenger RNA, 3356 nt
Organism: Sciurus carolinensis (gray squirrel)
Lineage: Eukaryota; Metazoa; Chordata; Mammalia; Rodentia; Sciuridae
Product: growth-regulated protein homolog gamma-like
Exons: 4
Coding region: 54-461 (135 amino acids)
Biological process (GO): inflammatory response; cellular response to lipopolysaccharide; antimicrobial humoral immune response mediated by antimicrobial peptide
Cellular component (GO): extracellular region
Molecular function (GO): chemokine activity; CXCR chemokine receptor binding
Source: RefSeq, a predicted model, not a curated record